Balaenoptera acutorostrata (minke whale) is the source of this 2997-nucleotide messenger RNA. RefSeq names its product deoxycytidine kinase (gene DCK). Lineage: Eukaryota; Metazoa; Chordata; Mammalia; Artiodactyla; Balaenopteridae. Gene Ontology annotation, cellular component: mitochondrion; cytoplasm. Gene Ontology annotation, biological process: nucleobase-containing compound metabolic process. The coding region runs from base 300 to 1082 and encodes 260 amino acids. The transcript has 7 exons. Gene Ontology annotation, molecular function: deoxycytidine kinase activity; ATP binding. The record is from RefSeq and is a predicted model, not a curated record.
UGCUGGGCGCGCACGCAGGGGCCCCGCGCGGGGCGGGCGCCGGCGGAGGGGCCCAGGAGGGAUUGCAGGUUUAGGGGAAGGCGGGGGCGUGGCUUCCCCGCUGGGCGGGCGGCCACUUCACAGUCCCGCCUCCGUCGGCAGCUGCAUCCGCGCGCCAAAAUCAAACCCGGGUACCCGCCGGCCAGAGAGCCUGCAGUUCAAGGCGAGCUCCGCGGCGGUGUCGGCCUCCGCAGCGCACACCUUUGGCCACCUCCCAGCCCUCCCUGCCCGACGCGCUUGGGGCCGCCACAAGACGAGGCAUGGCCACCCCACCCAAGAGGAGCUGCCCAUCUCCCGCAGCCAGCCCUGAGGGGACCCGCAUCAAGAAAAUUUCCAUCGAAGGGAACAUCGCUGCUGGGAAGUCAACAUUUGUGAAUAUCCUUAAACAAGUCUGUGAGGAUUGGGAAGUGGUUCCUGAACCUGUUGCCAGGUGGUGCAAUGUUCAAAGUGCUCAGGAUGAAUUUGAGGAACUGACAACGUCUCAGAAAAGUGGUGGGAAUGUUCUUCAGAUGAUGUAUGAGAAACCUGAACGGUGGUCUUUCACCUUCCAGUCAUAUGCCUGCCUCAGUCGAAUACGAGCUCAGCUUGCUGCUCUCGAUGGCAAGCUCAAAGAUGCGGAGAAACCUGUAUUAUUUUUUGAACGAUCUGUGUAUAGUGACAGGUAUAUUUUUGCAUCUAAUUUGUAUGAAUCUGACUGCAUGAAUGAAACAGAGUGGACCAUUUAUCAAGACUGGCAUGACUGGAUGAAUAACCAGUUUGGCCAAAGCCUUGAACUGGAUGGAAUCAUUUAUCUUCGAGCCACUCCAGAGAAAUGCUUGAAUAGAAUAUAUUUACGGGGAAGAAAUGAAGAACAAGGCAUUCCUCUUGAAUACUUAGAGAAGCUGCACUAUAAGCAUGAAAGCUGGCUCCUGCAUAGAACACUAAAAACCAACUUUGAUUAUCUACAAGAAGUGCCUAUCUUAACACUGGAUGUUAAUGAAGACUUUAAAGACAAUCACGACAGUCUGGUUGAAAAGGUAAAAGAAUUUUUGAGCACUUUGUGAUCUUGCUGAAGACUACAGGCAGCCAAAUGAUUACACAUACUUCAGCUUUGUGUAUCUUCAUAGGUCCAUAUUCAUACAAGUCUCUCUUCUAAACCCAAGUUUUUAACUAUUUUUGUUCCAAGAAAAAAAUUUUCUUUAAUGAAUCCUAUACAAAAGUUUAUAGCUAGUUUUUCUUUUUUCUUUUUUGUUUUUAUCUUCUCUUCUUUUUGGGGGCUUUAAAAAAAGAAAGACAUUUAAGUAUUCCUUACAACAAGAUGUCUGGGGGUAGAUGGUUCCAGAAUCAUUAUAGUGGCUAAGCUGCAUCAUAAAGGACCUAGCCUCCUUCUGUCUUUCUCCUCUAUUAUCCUCCUCAGCCGGUUGACUUUUUUUUUUUUUUUCUGGUGCUUCUCAUCUCACUGACCAAUUUCUUAACUACAAACUUUAAUGUUACAUAGUAAAUGGUAAUGUGUCCUGUGUAAAUUAGUUUACCUGUUAAAAAUUGAAAAGUGGAAUUUUAAGGAAUCCCUAGGAAAAGUAUGAUGAGGUUUUAUUUUAAAUGCUUUUGAUCAGGUGCCUUCCCUUCUACCUUAAUUUAUGUGGACGAUAAGACCAGGUUUAGUAUUUAGUUACUUCACUGAUUUAUUAAUGUGUCUAUAAUACAUUUGUAGAGAAGCAGGUUAGACUUUGUUCCCGGUUUGUAAUGGCAUAAUUUAUAAAUCAUUUAAUCUUUUUCCUGCCUUUGUGUCUACAUCUAUGGUAUGAGUGAGGCUUCAUCUUUUGCAUGGGAUUUUGUAGGAUUAAAGAGAAAAUGUUUCUAUACUUAAAAGAUAACUGAAGAUUAUUACAUGAAUAGAAAGAUUGAAUUUAUUUGGAACUUAAAUAGCUACCUGCUUUUUCCCUUCUCAGACCAUUCUUUUAGAAUGGAGUAUUACUAUUAUAGUUAAAAGAUUGGCUUAAACUAUGAUUGUCUUUAAGUCAUUUGAGGUGGAAUUAUAGUUUUCCUUAAUUUCUUCCCAUUUUUAUAGGGAAAAUGUUAGUGGGACAUAGUGAGGGAUACAUUUUUCCAUUUUAUUUUUUAUUGAUGCUAUAAUGGGAAUGAGUAGUCUUUCUUUAUACUUGGUGAGCUGUCAAAAGGGAAACUGAAGACAAGGUAGAUUUUCUUCUUAGCAGUUAAGUCUGUUUAGUUAGUCCCAGCUCUUAUUUCCUGCCUCCUACUUUCCCUACUGUCUGGAUUAAUUAGGCAGCCUACUAUUUAAAGUUUUAUUUAAAAGUAAAUAAAAGUCACACAUUUCUACUUUGAGAACGUCAUCAUCACCUCUCACUUCAUAGUUUGCUUUGCUUCUCUGUUGGAUUAUACCUGAAGUUUUUUUCCCCCUCCUUUAAGAGAAAUUACUGCUAAAAAUGAUCUUGCUUUAUGUUAUAUAUCUUGAAAGCAUUAUCAUUUUUUGUUGCUUAUAUUUAGUAAAUACAUAUAUUAAUAAAGCAAGCAAGGGGUAAAAUAGUUGUAAUUUAAAACAAUCUGCAUGGGUUCAUUUUAGGUCUGUAUAUAUAGAUUUAGGUCUGUAUGUAUAGAUUUCUUUCAACUUUGUUUAUUUAAGGUGUGCAGUGUGCAGUGUGUUUUCUUUGUAUUUAACCUUUCUACUUGCCAUUUUAGAAAAAUUCUCUGUUUUUAAAUGAGAGGAAGAGUUACUUUUACUUUGAAACUAUCAUUUUCCUUUUUAAAAUAUCAUUUCUUGUUUUUGGUUUCUUGAUAUUCAAAGAUGAUAAUUUAGUGAGCUAAACAGUUUAGAUGCACUGAUCUUUGAAAAAGAGACUUGUUUCAAAUCUGUAAUUGCCAUAAAUAUUUAAAUUGUCUCAUGAUAUUGUAUAGAUUUGUGUUUGAUAUAAAUGAAUUUGUUACUAAAUUAAAUAUUUGCUUAAUAAAUAAGUAAAAAUA